AUGGAUCACGAAAAUGACCCCGGAUGGCAGUACCUCCGCCGCUCUCGCGAGCAAAUGCUCGAGGUAUCCUUUUUGUCACUUUUUACAAACUGUCCUCAUAAUUAUAUCAUUUGAAGAUUCUGUUUCGACUGUCUUAGUAGCUGUUUAAUUUAUACGUUCUGCAUUUUCACAGCGUUACAAAUUUUCUGUUUGUCUCUAUCUCUCUAUUACGGUAUUGCAUUUUGAAAAUUUGACUGUUUGCUCCGAUUCUGCUCAAAGUGGUAUUUCUACUAAAUUUAUACUUUGCGUCGGACUCGUUAUAGUUUUAUUCUCAUUCAACCGACAAUUUCCAGGUCUAGAGGGUUAGUUUAGAGUUAGUUGAGUUAAAAUUUUGAAAAAUAGUCAAAACUUAGCUGUUCAAGUUUUAUUUUUGAUAAUAUUUCACUCUGAAAACUGAAAAAUUUAAGUUCAUUCACAGUUUUUUGAACUUAUGAUCAAAAUAUUUCUGAGGGAUCAGCAAAUAAUUGUGCGACAAGUUCAACUCUCUUUAUAGAAUUUUUUAAGCUGAAAGUAUCAUGGUUCCUAUUGUCUUUCCUUUUUCUCUUUCUGAUGAUUUGUGCUAUAAGGCCAGGGUUGUUUUCUUUUGACAGUCAAAGUUGAGCCACUGCAAUCUCGACUGAACUCUUCAUUUUUCUCUUUUUUUCACAGGACCAGAGCCGGCCUUACGAUUCGAAGAAGAAUGUGUGGAUCCCCGAUGCGGAAGAAGGAUACAUCGAAGGUAUCAUCACCAAAACUUCCGGAGACACGGUCACCGUCUCUGUUGGACCGGGCAGUGAGGUCCAAUCUCUGCAUAACUCAUACCAAUCCUCAGCGUUUUAAAUUUCAGAAGCAGUUUAAGAAAGACCAGGUCCAGGAGAUGAACCCACCGAAGUUCGAAAAGACUGAAGACAUGUCCAACUUGACAUUCCUUAACGACGCCUCCGUUCUUGCUAACUUGCGAUCUCGCUACGCCGCCAUGUUGAUCUACGUCAGUUUCGAGAAGAUUUUGUGAAAUCUCUAUCAAUCUACUAAUUGAACCAGAGUUCAUUUGAAGAAGUGCGGGGGCAGUGGGCUCACCUUUUUUUCAUGAAGAGCCGCAGUGCGCGCAAUGACACUUGAGAUAAGUGUGCGGUGUUUGUUUUUAAAACACACCUGCAAACAGUUACGCUUGUGUGAACUCUCAAUAUCCGCCUAAAGCUUCGAGAUUUGAGAUAGAAGAACUGUUUCCAAUGGAAAAAUACGAAGAAUCCGAGUUACGAAAAAAACGUCAACAAAAGAACUCAAAAAAGAAAUGUUGGGCCAGAUUAUGAAAGGUCCAAUUUCCUUUUUUUGCAAUUCAAAAUUCCUUACUAAAUUGAUGGUUCACUGGAUUUAUUAUCUUUCCACUACGUAUCGGGGACUUUGAUAACAAGAAAAAUUGUAAUUCGAAAAUUGAAAGUUCCCUUUUUGAUUUCAAAUCUCUUUUUAUAGAAAAUAAUCAGAUCACAAUCACUAUGACUUUUGUUCAAAACUAUAGGUUCUUUUCAACAAAUAUAUCAUAUCACAGUUCCAAUAUUCUAUUUACGAUUAAAAGGCUAAAAUUGAGAAGAUUUGUAAGCAAAAGCAAAAACUUAAAGAUGACAAAACAUCGAAAUUUCCAGACAUACUCGGGUCUUUUCUGCGUGGUGAUCAAUCCCUACAAACGACUUCCGAUCUACACCGACUCCGUAGCCCGCAUGUUCAUGGGCAAGCGUCGUACUGAGAUGCCGCCUCACUUGUUCGCCGUCUCUGACGAAGCCUACCGCAACAUGCUCCAGAACCACGAAAACCAGUCCAUGCUUAUCACCGGAGAGUCUGGUGCCGGAAAGACUGAAAACACCAAGAAGGUUUCCGACAAGAGUUAAAAUGCGCUCAUCCGAAAGCUCUUAGGUUAUUGCCUACUUCGCCGCCGUCGGUGCUUCGCAGCAGGAGACGUACGGCAAGAAGGAAGACGUCGACCCGAAAAAGAAGAAGGUCACCCUCGAAGACCAGAUCGUCCAGACCAACCCCGUUCUCGAAGCUUUCGGUUUGAAAAGCUCAAAAGCAAUUGAUCCAAAUUCUCAUUAGGUAACGCCAAGACUGUUCGUAACAACAACUCUUCGCGUUUCGGAAAGUUCAUCCGAAUUCACUUCAGCAAGCAAGGUCGCGUCGCUUCUUGCGACAUUGAGCACUGUAAGCCUAGAAGGACAUCAAAACAAAACGAAAAAUAUGAUUCUAGACUUGCUCGAAAAAUCUCGUGUGAUCCGUCAGGCGCCAGGAGAGCGUUGCUACCACAUCUUCUACCAAGUCUUCUCCGACUUCGUGCCUACCUUGAAGAAGGACCUGAUGUUGGACAAACCGCUCAAGGACUACUGGUUCGUCGCUCAAGCCGAGCUGUCCAUCGACGGUGUGAACGAUAAGGUUGACUAGAAAAUGAGAAACUUGACAUGGGUUCUGAAAGUUCAGGAAGAACACCAGCUGACCGAUGAGGCCUUCGACAUCCUCAAGUUCACGCCUCAAGAAAAGAUGGAAUGCUACCGUCUUGUGGCCGCUAUGAUGCACAUGGGUAACAUGAAGUUCAAGCAACGCCCACGUGAAGAGCAAGCUGAAACCGACGGAACUGACGGUAAAACUUUUCUCAAAAUCUUUCACGAAUGAAGCAUUCAGAUGCUGAACGCGCCGCCAAGCAGUACGGUAUUGAUACUGAGGAAUUCCUGAAAGCUCUCACCCGACCCCGUGUGAAGGUCGGAAACGAAUGGGUCAACAAAGGACAGAACGUCGAGCAGGUAAUUGAAAAUAAUAAAAGUUAUUUAAAAAAAAACUGAAACUUGAAGGUCAACUGGGCCGUCGGAGCCAUGGCCAAGGGCUUGUACUCUCGCAUCUUCAACUGGCUCGUCAAGAAGUGUAACCAAACUCUUGAUCAGAAGGGUAUUGACCGUGACCACUUCAUUGGUGUGCUCGACAUCGCCGGUUUCGAAAUCUUCGACGUUCGAAUAACUAUCUUCAGCACUAAAAAAUUCUAAAAAAAUUUAGUUCAACUCCUUCGAACAGUUGUGGAUCAACUUCGUCAACGAGAAACUCCAACAGUUCUUCAACCACCAUAUGUUUGUCUUAGAACAGGAGGAGUACGCUCGCGAAGGUUUUUUCUAUCUUCAUCUUGGCCUAAGUAAAUAUUACAAGCUUUCAGGAAUCGAAUGGGUGUUUAUCGAUUUCGGACUUGAUCUCCAAGCUUGUAUUGAACUGAUUGAGAAGGUAACUGAAAUCUGAAAAGACAGAACAAUUAGCUUGCUUUGAUUCCAGCCUCUUGGUAUCAUCUCCAUGCUUGACGAAGAAUGCAUUGUCCCCAAGGCUACGGACCAAACUCUCGCCCAGAAGCUCAUCGAACAACACUUGGGCAAACAUCCUAACUUCGAGAAGCCAAAGCCGCCAAAGGGCAAGCAGGCCGAAGCCCAUUUCGCCAUGCGGCACUACGCCGGUACUGUCCGAUACAACGUCAUGAACUGGCUCGAGAAGAACAAGGACCCUCUCAACGACACCGUUGUUCAGGUAAACAUCUUGAAAAUCAGAAAAAGGCACACAGAUUCCUUUUUCAGACGAUGAAGAACUCGAAGGAAAACAGCUUGUUGGUCGAGGUCUGGCAAGACUACACCACCCAGGAAGAAGCUGCUGCUGCCACCAAGAGCGCCGCCGGUGGAAAGAAGAAGGGAAAAUCUGGAUCGUUCAUGACGGUCUCCAUGUUGUACCGCGAGUCGCUCAACAAGCUCAUGACUAUGCUCAACGCGACUCACCCUCACUUCAUCCGUUGCAUCAUCCCCAACGAGAAGAAGCAGUCUGGAAUGAUCGACGCCGCCUUGGUCCUCAACCAGCUCACGUGCAACGGUGUGCUCGAGGGUAUUCGUAUUUGCCGCAAAGGAUUCCCCAAUCGAACUCUUCAUCCCGACUUCGUCCAACGUUAUGCUAUCCUGGCUGCCGAUGAAGCUUUGACUGGCAAGGAAGAUCCUAAAAAGGGAGCCGCUGCUAUGCUGGCGCGACUUGUCAAGGAGAAGAAACUGACAGAUGAGAACUUCCGUGUCGGACUCACCAAGGUCUUCUUCAAGGUAAGUAGUUCACUACCGACCGGAAACGCUUUAAGAAUCAACUCUAGGCCGGUAUCGUUGCUCACUUGGAAGACUUGCGUGAUGCCCGCUUGGCCGAACUCAUCACCGGUUUCCAGGCUCAAAUCAGAUGGUUCUACCAGCUGGUAUUACUCACAGCUGGGAACUGAUUUCACAGAAAAAAAUCACAGAUUGAGCGCAAGCGUCGCGUUGAGAAAAUCGAAGCUCUCAAGGUCAUCCAGCGCAACGUCCGCAGCUGGUCUCAGCUCCGCACCUGGGUGUGGUUCAAACUGUACGGCAAAGUCAAGCCGCUCGUCAACUCCGGAAAGAUCGAAGCUCAGUACGAGAAGUUGCAAGAGACUGUUGCCACGCUCAAGGCUACCUUGGAGCAGGAAGUUUGAAAAAACAAGAAGAUUUCCAGAAUAAAAACUUUUCUCUCCCUAGGAAGAGAAGAAGAAGCAGCUGUCCGAAGGAUCCGAGCGUCUCAAUAAGGAGACCGCCGACCUCUUGGCUCAACUCGAAGCCACCAAGGGAAGCAACCGCGAAGUCGAAGAGCGUAUGGCCUCCAUCAACGAGCAGAAGGCCGCUCUUGAAGGCAAGCUCACUGAAGCCAACAAGCGUCUUGAAGCCGAGGAAGCUCGAUCUGUCGAGGUAAAUCGUUAAACUGAGAAAUUUUCGAGAUCAUAGUUUACAGAUCCUGAAGCAAAAGAAGCAGGUUGAAGCUGAGUGCGCUGAACUCAAGAAGAACUGCCAGGUAACUAGCAAAAAAAAAACUUUGAACAUUGAAAAUUCUAGGACGUCGAUUUGUCUCUCCGCAAGGUUGAGGCAGAAAAGAAUGCCAAGGAACACCAAAUCCGCGCUCUGCAAGACGAAAUGAGACAACAGGACGAGAACAUCGCCAAGCUUAAUAAGGAACGCAAGAACCAAGAAGAAGCCAACAAGUGAGCAGUGACUGCUCUUAUGAAAAUGAAACACUUGUUUUCAGGAAGCUCACUGAAGACUUGCAAGCUGCUGAAGAGCAAAACCUUGCUGCCAACAAACUCAAGGCUAAGCUCAUGCAGUCUUUGGAAGAUUCUGAGCAAUCGAUGGAACGUGAAAAGCGCAGCCGCGCCGACAUGGACAAGGCCAAGAGAAAGGCUGAAGGUGAACUCAAGAUCGCCCAGGAGACCUUGGAGGAGCUCAACAAGUCGAAGAGCGAUGCUGAAAAUGCUCUGCGUCGCAAGGAGACUGAACUCCACAACUUGGGAAUGAAGCUUGAAGACGAGCAAGCCGCCGUCGCCAAGCUCCAGAAGAGCAUCCAGCAGGAUGAAGCUCGCAUGAAAGACCUCAAUGAUCAACUCGCCGACGAGAAAGACGCUCGUCAGCGUGCCGAUCGUGCUCGGUUCGUUUAUGAAGCAGUUUCAUUUGUUUGUCCCGGAAAUUUUCGGGUGACUGCGUGAAUCAAGUUGUUCCCAAGCAAAAAAAAAAUGCGGUUUUAGUGACAAAGCAAAUAUUGGAAAUAAAAUGUUUUCCAUUUCAAAACAAAACCAUUUGAGACAAAUUUUGAGGAGAUUAUUUUUCAGCGCCGACCAACAGGCUGAGUACGAUGAGCUCACGGAGCAACUUGAAGACCAAGUUCGUGCUACGGCAGCUCAAAUCGAACUCGGCAAGAAGAAAGACGCCGAACUCGCUAAGCUCCGGCGUGACCUGGAAGAGGCUGGCCUCAAGUUCGGAGAGCAGCUCACUUUGCUCAAGAAGAAGGGAACUGAUGCCAUUCAAGAACUCUCUGACCAAGUUGAGCAACUGCAAAAGCAGAAGGCUCGUGCCGAGAAAGAGAAGUCUCAGAUGCAGGUAUGGAAACUUGAGAUUACUAUGAUAGUUUCAUUUCUCAGCGCGAGUUUGAUGAAUCUUCGGCCGCUCUCGACCAGGAGGCCAAGGCUCGUGCUGACCAAGAACGCAUUGCCAAGUCCCACGAAGUCCGACUUCUUGAACUCCGUUUGAAGGCUGACGAACAGAGCCGUCAGCUCCAAGACUUUGUCUCCUCCAAAGGACGCCUUCAUUCCGACAACUCUGACCUCUCUCGCCAGGUAAAUCAAACAAAAACCGGGUUUUGAAGUUUUCAAAUAUGAUUACUUUGUUUGGAAGAGGAAGGAAUAUAGUUUUUACUAUUCAUUUUGUAUUGAAAAAAUGAAAAAAAUCUUUAAAUUGUAAUCUUCUUCCUACAAACACUCCACAGAGGAUAAUUUCAGGUCGAAGAACUUGAAACCAAGAUCCAAGCUGCCAACCGCCUUCGCCUUCAGUUCUCCAAUGAACUUGACCAGACCAAGAGACUUGCUGAGGAAGAAAGCCGUGAACGCCAAAACCUCUCCAACUUGUCGAAGAAUCUGGCUCGCGAGCUGGAGCAGCUCAAGGAGUCUAUCGAAGACGAAGUUGCUGGCAAAAACGAAUGCAACCGUCAGCUCACAAAGGCCACCGUUGAGCUUGAACAAUGGAGAACCAAGUUUGAAACCGAAGGUCUUAUCGGAGCCGAUGAGUUUGAUGAGGUAAAUUGUUUGACUUUUGGUACAGUAACCAAAGUUCACGUUUUCAGGUCAAGAAGCGCCAGAACCAAAAGACCUCCGAGAUCCAAGACGCUCUCGAUGCCUGCAACGCCAAGAUCGUCGCCCUUGAGAAUGCGCGCGGCCGGUUAGUGUUUAGCAAACAGAAAAACGAUAAACGGAUAAUCCAGGUUGACUGCCGAGGCUGAUGCCAACAGACUCGAGGCUGAACACCAUGCCCAAGCUGUUUCCUCUCUGGAGAAGAAGCAGAAGGCCUUCGACAAGGUCAUUGACGAAUGGAAGAAGAAGGUCGACGACCUCUACCUGGAACUCGAUGGCUCGCAGCGUGACUCGCGUCAGCUUUCUGCUGAAGCGCACAAGCUUCGCGGACAGCACGACGCCCUCUCUGACCAGGUCGAAGGACUCCGUCGUGAGAACAAGUCGCUCUCCGAUGAGGUCCGCGACCUUACCGAGCAGCUUGGAGAAGGAGGCCGUGCCACGCACGCGCUUUCCAAGAAUCUUCGUCGUUUGGAGAUGGAGAAGGAAGAACUCCAGAGAGGCCUCGAUGAAGCUGAGGCUGCCCUUGAAUCGGAAGAAAGCAAGGCUCUCCGUUGCCAGAUCGAAGUCUCGCAGAUCCGCGCCGAGAUCGAGAAGCGCAUUGCUGAGAAGGAGGAAGAGUUUGAGAACCAUCGCAAGGUCCACCAGCAAACCAUCGACAGCAUCCAGGUGAGAAUACUUAAUUGUCGAAUAUUGAUAAAUUUCAAUUUUUCCAGGCUACUCUUGAUUCGGAAACGAAGGCCAAGUCUGAGCUCUUCCGUGUCAAGAAGAAGCUGGAGGCUGACAUCAACGAACUGGAGAUUGCCCUCGACCACGCGAACAAAGCGAACGAAGAUGCGCAAAAGAACAUCAGGUAGCCUGGAGACAGUCAAACUGUGAAAACUAUAAAUUUUAGACGCUACUUGGACCAGAUCCGAGAAUUGCAACAAACUGUUGAUGAUGAACAGAAGCGUCGCGAAGAAUUCCGAGAGCACUUGUUGGCUGCCGAGCGCAAGUUGGCCGUUGCUAAGCAGGAGCAGGAAGAGCUCAUCGUCAAGCUUGAAGCUGUAAAACAAUUAUUCAUUUCCUUUUGGAAGAUUUAUUUCAGAUUGAAAGAGCUCGACGUGUUGUUGAGGCUUCUGUCAAAGAACACCAGGAGCAGAACAACGAGCUCAACUCCCAAAACGUUGCUCUGGCCACCGCCAAGAACCAAUUGGACAACGAAAUUGCUUUGCUCAAGAGCGACAUCAGCGAGGCUCAUGCCGAACUUGCCGCCUCUGAGGAACGUGGCCGACGUGCCGCUGCUGAUGCUGCCAAGUUAGAGAAAAUUUUGGAUAAAUCUUCACUGAUAAAUUCAGGCUUGCCGAAGAUCUCCGUCAUGAACAAGAGCAUUCCCAACAGAUUGAGCGUUUCAAGAAGCAGCUUGAGAGCGCCGUCAAGGUGUCAUCUAAAAAAAAUGACUCAUAAAAUGAAUUUAUUGUACAGGAUCUCCAAGAACGCGCCGACGCUGCUGAAGCUGCCGUCAUGAAAGGCGGAGCCAAGGCUGUCCAAAAGGCUGAACAACGCCUCAAAUCCCUCCAAUCCGACCUCGAGACGGAAUCCCGCCGCGCUGGUGAAGCGAGUAAAAGCCAAGCCCGAGCAGACAGGAAGGUCCGCGAGCUCGAAUUCCAAGUUGCUGAGGACAAGAAGAACUACGACAAGCUCCAAGAACUGGUAGAAAAGCUCACCGCCAAGCUCAAGCUCCAGAAAAAGCAACUUGAUGAAGCCGUGAGUAGAAUACAGAAGAAGAGUACAAAUUUUAUGGAUUUUCCAGGAAGAACAAGCCAACCAUCACCUGAGCAAGUACCGAACGGUGCAACUCUCGCUGGAAACGGCGGAAGAACGUGCCGACUCCGCUGAGCAGUGCCUCGUCCGCAUCCGAAGCCGAACCCGCGCGUCCAACGAGCAAAAGUAG
Molecule: messenger RNA, 8615 nt
Organism: Caenorhabditis auriculariae
Lineage: Eukaryota; Metazoa; Nematoda; Chromadorea; Rhabditida; Rhabditidae
Source: the annotation of a GenBank genome assembly